AUGAGGGUCUCCCAGUAUUCUAUCUCUACCCCUCUCCUUGUCUUCUCUCCUGGCCUGGUGUACCGCGCGACCUUUUUGCUCUCCUCGUCGCAUAACUCUCACUUGUGCGACACCACCAAGCUGCGCCGCCCAGCUACGCAUACCUUCAAUCGACACCACACUGCGCCCACCCAAAGCAACACGAACCUGCGCGGCUUCUUGAGCGCAUUGAGCCAUCAUCGUCGCGAAAAUGGGCCGUUCAUCAUUGCAGCAGGCGACGACGACAUCGCCGCCGUUGCUCGCAUUGCGCAUUUCCCUCGGCUCAAGUGCACAAACCCCGCCUCUUGCCUCAAGCCUCCUCUGUCCGCAUCAAACCUCAAGCACCCGACGACCGACCCCGGCCUUCCUGAACAGUAUCCGUUGUCGCACAGUACGGCUGCUUCGCUUGCGCUAUCCCCGCCUAAUAACUCGGCCCCGCGCCUCGAUCUCGCCCCGAUGCGCCGCGCUCUCGAAAAGCCCUCGGUGGAUCAUCUUUGA
Molecule: messenger RNA, 516 nt
Organism: Colletotrichum truncatum
Lineage: Eukaryota; Fungi; Ascomycota; Sordariomycetes; Glomerellales; Glomerellaceae
Source: RefSeq, a predicted model, not a curated record